AUGGGUUUUCCGGCCACACGACCAUUAGUAAGAACACGGGUUAGCGCAAGCAAAUCGCUUCGUCGAGAGACCAGAUCUAUCUUGUUGAUCACUAGAGAUGAAGGUAAAUGCGAAUACCGAUGGAGAAGGUGUAAUACACGAUGCUGAAUGUAGUCUCCAGUUGCGGUUGCGUCCUGGACUACAAGGAUGUGCUCUGCUUUCUGUAACGCCGUUUCUGGUUCUGAUACAAUACGGUCCUGCUUCCUUGCCAUAACCUCUCUAGCAUGGCGAAGACCUACAGUUCCAGGAGUAUCCAGUAAGAACAACUGUACAUCAUCUUCCGUUAAAACAGCAUCAAUGUUCUGUGUCGUGGUGUCCAUCUUACUGCUUACGGAAGAAACUGAAGCUCGAACAAGCUGAUUCGUGAGUAACGACUUUCCCACAUUUGGAGCACCAAUUACGGCGACAUCAAGGCCACGUGUUGUAGAUGUGUAG
Messenger RNA from Haemonchus placei, 474 nucleotides. The record is from the annotation of a GenBank genome assembly. Lineage: Eukaryota; Metazoa; Nematoda; Chromadorea; Rhabditida; Trichostrongylidae.